CCUGAGUUUGCAACUGCAACACUUGUCAUUCUGCCGAGGGAAGUCAGCGGGGGCAUGUUGACCGAUUAAUGAGACGCAGCCCAAAAGAAGAAGAAGAAGAAGAAGAAGAAGCAGAAGAAGAGUGAACGCAUGCGCGUUCCCGCGUUGGGUACACUUCCUAUCAGAGGAUGUGACGCAGCUGUGUUUAGCAGUUCCUCAUGUGUGCAGGCCCGACGAUGUCCGAAGUCUUUAAUUAACUUACUGAAACUGGACGCUAACGAUCUAAGCGAAAGGUUGAAUGUAAAUUUUUUUAAGCUGUCAAACCUUUAACCUGCCUGUCACCUUCACUGGAGACACGCAGAUGAAUGAAAUCAGCCCUGAUUCAUGUCUGAUCUUGAUAAUCCACUGAACUCAAGGGGAAAUCUUUCCAGCGAGAGGACUGCACCAAGUCUUAGAACAAUGAAAGGGGGAACUCGGAAAACCAGAAAAAGGGAUCCUAAAACGACCUCAACAGAAACAGUUAACUCAGAAACUCUUUCAUCUCAAGCCACAGAGGAAUCAAGUGCUCUGCCAGGCUGUGAUCUUACCAUUGACAGCCAGUCUGCUGCAUGUCCCUUAUCAAGUACUCCAAAAAGAAGCAGGAGACAAACAGCACAGAUACAAGGAGCCUACCAGACCUCCACACCAGUCCGCAGCUCAGCCAUUGACAACCCGUCCAACACCUCCACAUCACCUGCUGGAGCAAAACAAGUAGAGCUAGAGUGCACUAAGUUCACCAAACAGUUAAAGACAUCCGAGGGAGAUUUGCCAUGCAGUCAAUCAGACUCUCAGAGCAGAUUUAGGAGGGGUCGUUCGGCCCAGCGAAGACAAGCUAGAAAAAGUGCAACAAAGGAACCAACGCAGACCGGCAGUCAAAGCAAUGGUCCUCCAGCCAAGUGCCGGCGUCGCAGGAAACAGGAAAUGGAGACAGAGAAUUCAGAAAUAGACACUACUACUCAGUCAUCAGAACGUUGUAGACCAAGAUUUGAGCUGACGAAGCCUGAUGAAGCAGAGCAAGAUGAGUCUUUGCUGUCUUCAGAUCUGUCUAUAGAGCUAAGUCACCAUGAAGAGCAGCUGCCAUCUUUGUCCUUCCAGGAAGAUGAGGAAAGUGAGGAGGAGGAGGCGGAGGAGCUGCCAAGUUUCUUGAUGCAGGUGGACAAAAAGCCCCCAUCCAUUACAGAGGGAGUGUUUGUGUGGUGUAAAUUUAGAAAUUAUCCAUUCUGGCCUGCAUUGGUAAAAAGUGUGAACCGGAAGCUGAGAAAAGCCAGCAUCAUGUUCAUUGAUGACCCAAUGAUUCACCAAAAAAAGGGGUUUACUGUGGCUCUGAAAACCCUGAAGCCUUUUGACUGUGAAGGAGCUAAUGAGCUGGUGUGUAAAGCCAAAGAAAACUAUGAUGCUGCAAUCCAGUGGUCCCUGCAGCUGAUAGCAGACUACAGUAUACGGAUUGCAUGUGGCUCCUUUUCUGGCUCCUUCAUCGAGUACUUUGCUCAUGACAUGAGCUAUCCCGUGAGGAGGAUGUAUCCUCAGGCAGCCUCAGAGAGGUUAACCAUCGCCAGUGAUUCGAUGAUGGAGGAGCCAUGUGAUGAUCACAAGGAGGACAGCUUUAGUGAACAGCAGGAAGAGGUCAGCAGGACUUCAAAGAGGUUGCUGCCAGACCGGACCCAUGCUGCCCACAACCGCGCUAAUGAGAAACUUGUACAUUUCAUCGUGAAGCAGCGCAUGGUGGAGGGACGCCUUCUGGCUGUGAUCCGUGGGCAGCAGCAGUCCAGAUGGCUUCACUCCUUCCAGAGUGCUAAUCGGAGACGGGUGGUGAACAGACGGGUGGUGAACAUAUACUUAGAAGAUGACCAGCAGUUGGACCAAGUCUAUUGGUACCUAAAUGAGCUCUACACAACGGCUGUGAACGCUCCCUGCCUGGUUGAGGUGAAAUCUAUGGAACGUGUCCCCUUUGUCCUGGAUGUGCUUCUUCCUGAGGCCAUCAUCUAUGCCAUAGCUGGGGUGGACAAUAUCUCAGUAAAAAAGGCAGAAGAGAAGUACCUAAAAGGACGAUGUAUAAGUAACAGAGAAAGACAGGAGUUUGACUUGAUGAUUGAGCGGCAGAUGAAGAAAAAGUCACUUCAUCAGAAUUCUGCACUAUUCUCUGACGCCAUCAGUUAGAGGACUGAGUAUUGUAAAAGAAGGAAUUAUUUUCAUAUUUGUUUUUUUUCAAGAAUGUUUUGUUUAUAGCUGAGUCUGUAUGCUAUGUUGGCUUUACAAUCAGGAUCCAAUCCUCUCUGCUCUGCCUUUUUUUUUUAAGACUUGCCAUUGUAAAUACUCAAUCUCAGUCUAAAAUCUGUUGGAAAGUGACAUAAGCUGUAUUUUAAAUGAGUAUAUUACAGUAAUGACUGUUCCCUGAAAAUAUAUUCACACUGCCAAAUUGCAUGUUAAAUAACUGCCUAUGCUUGUGUGCUUACUACUUUUUUAAAUUUUUUUUAUAAACCAAUCCAACAGGAAUGGUUCUCACACACUAAAGGACGAACAAGUGCCAAAUAAAAACAACGACACUAUACCCCAGGUGACACGUUAACCCAACAGCACAACUGCUAGGGGGACCAGGGCAAAAAUUAGCAAUUAGGCGGCCAUUGGCUGACCUCACUUCCUUCUGCUCUCUGUGCAGUGUGUAUGUACCCAGUCAUCUUCAGGUGCCAAGCACACAGCAGAUGGUAGCUUCAGUAUUAUUUUGCCCAGAAACCUGAAAACCAAAGAAUAAUCCUGCAACAUCAUUUAGUCCCAGAUUCACUACUGUAUCUGUCAGUUAUCAUUUAUUUGGGAGUAUGUAUCAUGAAUGCACAAUAUCAUUUGAAAUUUAUGAAUACUAUAUUUUGACACAGCCCCCCACCCCUCCACACCCAAACAUCCAGAUUACAAAAACAUUUCAUAUUCUAGUGGUAUGCAGCAACGCAGAAUGUUUGUUUUGUGAUUGUUUUAUCUGCUGACAUUAUUUCAGUAGGGCUUGUGUGUAAAAAUGUAUGCUGAAAUGACACAAGGGGAUAAAUCUGCUACCAUAACACUGGACUUCAGGCAGCUUCUUCUUUCAUGGCGUGAGACUGCUUAACACAAAAUUACCAUAAAUGAGUACCAAGAAGCAUCACUCCUAUGAUCUGCCUUGUAAAGAUCCUCCAAAGUUUGCAUUGCAUUAAACUUUUCUUUGUUGUUUUUA
Thunnus maccoyii (southern bluefin tuna) is the source of this 3217-nucleotide messenger RNA. Its product is annotated as PWWP domain-containing DNA repair factor 3B-like. Lineage: Eukaryota; Metazoa; Chordata; Actinopteri; Scombriformes; Scombridae. The record is from RefSeq and is a predicted model, not a curated record. The transcript is spliced from 15 exons. The coding region runs from base 364 to 2175 and encodes 603 amino acids.